AUGGAGGGACCGAACGGGAAAGUGACCCUAAAAGACAUCCUGAUGGGGUAUGGGCAGCCGGUGAGCGAGGAGCAGGCCUGGGCGCUGUGUUACCAGUGCUGUAGAGAGCUCCGGCUCGGGGAGCGGGGUGUUCGGCGGGUGCCGAGCGGAGUGGAGGACGUUCUCCUACACCAGGACGGUGCGGUGUCUUUCGCUGUAUAUAGCGGUAAGGAGUACCAGGGGGGCAAAUCAGGCUCGGAAGACUCCGUGUGUUCCGAGAGAGAGAUGAUUGAACGCCUCGGUCACAUCGUGUACACCGCUCUGGACUGGGGGGUGACCAGCGAUCUGGAACGUGUCCUGAGCGAACCUCUGGAUAACUUGCUGUGUCUCAUGCUGGGGCUGCAGCCCUCGGCCACAGAGCCUGCGAUGAAUUCCCAGGGUGCCGUCACUUUAAAUGACACCAUAAAGGUCUGCGAGGAGCGCCUGUUCUCCCUGUCAGAGGCGUCCGAUCACUACAGGGCCAUCUGCCGGGUCCAGUUUGCUGAACACCAAGAGUUCUGCAAACUCCUCAGAACCCUGGAGCGAUCCAAGCAGAGUUUGAAGCAACUGGAGGCAGAAGACUUUCUGGCCAAAGACUCCCUCCCUUUAUACGAAAGCUGGAAUGACUUGUGGCGGCACGUGAUCAGAGAGCUCCGUCUCGGGAUCCGGCUGAGCAGCGCCAAAGAGCGCUCGUAUACAGGGCUGCCCGUGGUGUACAAGCCGUCGCCACACGAGCUGCUCAUGAAUGAUAUUCGAUGCCGGAGGUACACCCUGCGGGCCGUCCAGGAAAAUGAAAAAAAUAAAAUUAACCAAAGUCCGGAGAAUUUCAUUACGGACCUGAUCCGUGUACGGCCACUCAAACCGGCAUCUGAGAGAAAGCUGAAGGAGCGCCGUCUGGAGGAGCCGAGUCUCCAUGAGCUGCUGAUGACCGAGAUCAAAUCUGCUACUAAACUUCGUCCGCUACCCAGCUACCGGAACAUGCGCUUCGACGAAGAUGAGGAUUUUGGGACGUCCCGAAGCUCAUGUUGUGGCCAGAGUAGCGAUUCUGGAUUCGGUCACCGGAUGUGGCGCAGGCGGCGGAGCUGCUCGCACUCCAGUGAUCUCCUGGAUACUGCAAGCGAUGAGAAGAUCAGCUGGCCGUCUGAGUUCAGCUCAGAGACAUCAUCCGACAGCAAAUUCUCUGACCUGCCAUCUGUGAGCACAGACUUGAUGUUUGCUCCAGUGCUCACCUCUUCUCAAGUUGACCUGAAACUUAACAGCUUCCUGAGUCACGAUAAACGGACGUCUACUCACAAGCGCUCCAGCUCGUAUGAGGACUCGUUCCAGAGGAUGCGAUGUGGUGGGCAGCCUCCAAAGAGCUGCCAGUACCCCUGGAUUCACCCACCCACCAUGGAAGAGCUGGUUCUCGCACGACGAGAAACCGUGAAAGCUGAAAUAUUGGACUUCCUGGAGAGCAACAGGUUCUUGGGGAACAAGGUCUGCUUCAGCUGUCACAAGAAGAGACUCUUCUUCACUUGGCCGUACACAUGCAAAAUGUGUGAAAGGGUGAACUGUCUUGAAUGCAGCGUGGAGAUGCUGAUGCCCUUUAAGCAGUGCAUGCAUCUGCCGGUCUCCUUCUUCAAAGCACUGGUUCUGACCCGGGAGGACGAUCCAGUUUACCAGAAAGACAGCACCCAGAUGUUCUACAAAGAAACCCUAAACUGGGACAGUUCAAGAAUCCCGCUGGUGUUUGAACCCCACGCAGAAGAUGUUCCGUUCCACAAAAGCUCAAUGAAGAACUGGACCUGCAUGGACGUCUGUACCAAAUGUGAAGAGUACAUCCUGGACGUCAUGGACAGGAGCCAGCAGAUCGAGGUGCCGAGAGACGGAUUGAAAAUGCGUAGCGCCUCUGUGUCCUAA
Messenger RNA from Spea bombifrons (plains spadefoot toad), 1917 nucleotides. RefSeq names its product protein spire homolog 1-like. Gene Ontology annotation, molecular function: actin binding. Gene Ontology annotation, cellular component: cell cortex; cytoplasmic vesicle membrane. NCBI's taxonomy places the organism in Eukaryota, Metazoa, Chordata, Amphibia, Anura, Pelobatidae. The transcript has 16 exons. Gene Ontology annotation, biological process: actin filament polymerization; Golgi vesicle transport; cleavage furrow formation. The record is from RefSeq and is a predicted model, not a curated record. Bases 1 to 1917 code for a protein of 638 amino acids.